Molecule: messenger RNA, 6345 nt
Organism: Labrus mixtus (cuckoo wrasse)
Lineage: Eukaryota; Metazoa; Chordata; Actinopteri; Labriformes; Labridae
Product: collagen alpha-1(I) chain
Exons: 64
Coding region: 5-4651 (1548 amino acids)
Molecular function (GO): extracellular matrix structural constituent
Source: RefSeq, a predicted model, not a curated record
ACAAAUGAGCGUUGUGAUGGGGGAUCCAGACGCUGCCAGAGACCACUGUACUCUCCACCAGCCUGCCUGCAACCAAACAACCUCUGAUGAACUCUGGAAAGUACUCUCCGGCGUCAGGCCCCACGAGCCGUCUAACCGUGCAGAAGGAUCCACACAUCAGGAGCCAAACCGUCAGGCUCACCUGUCGGAGAGAAACCCUCAGGACUCCACCCACCAAGAUCCUGCUGAGCGUGCUUUCAUGCUCGUCGAGGAACCUUACAUCCUGUCGGCCAUUAAAAAUGAAGACAGAAGAUUUCACGACAUCGACUCGUCCACAAGCAUCAAAACAUUAGAAGAAAAUAUCAUCCAAAGAAAUUCUGCAGACUCAGCUUUAUAUACUGUUGUGGACUUAAGCUCCCCUGAUUCAGAGACACAAAUGUCUGAGGUGAAACUGAACAAUGUUACUUCCCUGACAAAGGAGAACAUGAUAACGUUGGUGGAAGAUGUUCAAGAUGUCGGAACAAACAGACUUUUAAGCAACAAGGUUGAAGGGCAGGAUCUGAGUGUGCAGCACAGGGAGUCACUAUCAUCUGAACCUGUCACGGGGACAGGAAACAUCGUCUACGGAUUGGACCAGAAAAUCUACAGAAUCCACAAAGGCCUGUCUGGUCCAAGAGGAGCAAAGGGAAGAAGAGGAUGUGCUGGGAGGGAAGGCUACAUGGGAUUCAAAGGCGACAAGGGUAUACAAGGUCUCCCAGGUCUGGAUGGUAGGAGAGGGGAUCCAGGGCCUCCAGGACCUCCAGGACUACCCACCCUCUAUCUGUGGAGAAACUCUGAGGAGGACUGGACGGCUUUCAGGAGAUCAUCCGUGUAUCAGAUGCUCAGAGUUGGCUGGCCGGUGACACCCGGCCCUCCUGGAUUUAUGGGUGAAAUGGGCAAACCUGGACAUCCAGGUAUUCCUGGAGAUGCAGGGAGCAGAGGGACACCAGGAGAGAGAGGGGACAUGGGCUAUCCCGGACCAAAGGGCCUCCCUGGGAACCCUGGACGGUGGGGCAGGAAUGGAAGUCAAGGAUUGGACGGUCGUCCUGGGCCACCAGGUUUACCUGGACUGAAGGGUCCCAGAGGUUUUAAAGGUGAAGCGGCUCCACCAGGAGAGAAAGGUGAUGAGGGCUUCACAGGAGAGCCUGGACCAAAGGGAGACAAAGGAGGAGCAGGGGAAAAGGGGUCUAAAGGAGAACCAGGAGAAGAUGGACCCGUUGGGCCUCCAGGUCCUGUGGGUAAAAGAGGCUUGAAGGGGCUUCCUGGACUUCCUGGGCCAAAGGGAGAUGCUGGAGAUGAUGGUAUGAGAGGUCCUCCAGGACUCGAGGGUGCACCGGGGGCCACGGGAGGGAUAGGACCUCCUGGACUGAACGGGUCUGAGGGAGAUCAAGGUCCGACUGGUCCUAGAGGUCGUAGAGGCCCUCAGGGACCGUCAGGACUAAGAGGAGAGAUGGGCUUACCUGGACCUCUGGGACUUCAGGGUCCACCAGGCAAUGACUCCCCUCCUGGUCAGAAAGGGGACAUGGGUGAAACUGGGCCAAUGGGAGUAAAAGGAAAUCCUGGCAGGGAAGGGACCACGGGUCCGAUUGGGAGUCCUGGUCCUAAAGGAUUUCCUGGAGGAACUGGCUUCAGAGGACUGGAUGGUGACAAAGGAGAGGCGGGACCCAAAGGAGACAAAGGCCCUCCUGGUGCUGCAGGGAUCCCGGGUCAUCAGGGCGAGAGGGGGGAACGUGGCAGCACAGGUCCUUCAGGGGUGAGAGGUCAACCUGGGCCCAGAGGAAAAGAGGGUGAAGAUGGGGAGGCUGGUCUUCAGGGAGCUGUGGCGAAUCAGGGGUCAAAGGGCGACAGGGGGAUGCAAGGGCCCAACGGGAACACAGGGCUCAAAGGACGGAGGGGUCAGACCGGAGUCCCCGGCCUGUUUGGUCCUCCUGGCCUGCCAGGUUUUAGAGGCAGAGUUGGGAUUGAGGGAGCUGAAGGAAAGCCUGGUACACAGGGGGUCCCUGGGUCUGUUGGCUUUCCUGGACCUGAAGGAGACAGAGGGAUUGUAGGUGUGGCUGGUGCUGCAGGGCAGGCAGGUUCUCCAGGAGCUCUGGGUCCUCGAGGAAAGCCAAGUCAGGACGGGAUCCCUGGACCAGCUGGGGAGAAAGGCUUCACAGGGAAACCAGGGUUGAUGGGCCCCCAGGGACCGGUGGGCAUGUAUGGUUACCCAGGAGCAGUGGGUCUGACCGGGAGACCAGGCCACAUGGGACAAAGGGGAGCUGCUGGGGUCAGAGGACCUCCUGGUGUCCCAGGGAAGCGUGGACCUCCAGGUGUUCAGGGUGCUCCUGGUGAAAAAGGUCCUCCAGGACCAAAGGGCCGCCAAGGAGGGUUUGGACCUAAAGGCGUUCAGGGACCAACAGGCCCUCAAGGUAAACCAGGACCAGGGGGAGGCACAGGAAGUCCUGGUCCUCCAGGGAGUCAGGGGCCUACAGGGCCACUGGGGUCACCUGCACCAAGAGGGUUUCCAGGACCAGCAGGGAGGACUGGAGCGAUGGGUCAGACUGGAGAGAAAGGAGAGCAGGGUUCAAAGGGUCCGGCUGGUGAUGUUGGUCCUGCAGGUUUAGACGGGCAGCAGGGUGCUCCAGGUCCAGCGGGGGAAGAAGGGACUCCUGGAACAAAAGGUGAUCAGGGAGCUCCAGGCCCACAGGGACAACCAGGGCGAUCAGGACCAAAAGGAGAGCCAGGACCUCAGGGCUCCCAGGGGCUGCAGGGUGAGCCUGGGCAGAGGGGCAAAGAGGGGGUCGGUGGAGAACCGGGUGUUCCUGGGGAUCCGGGUGCUAAAGGAUCAAAGGGAGAUUCAGGAAAUCUAGGCCCGUCUGGAUCAGCGGGACCUCCAGGAGUUCCAGGAAAACAAGGACCGAGAGGGUCACAAGGAGAAAAGGGAUACGCAGGCUUCAUGGGUCCAGCAGGUCUGAGGGGGAACGUUGGACCAACAGGCUUGUUAGGACUACCGGGUUUUCAAGGUAUUUUGGGGACUCCAGGACCUGAUGGGCCAUCAGGACAGAAGGGAGACAAAGGUCCUGCUGGAUUAAAUGGGGAGUCGGGAACUUCAGGUCCUAAGGGGGUGGAAGGAAGCCGUGGUGGGAAAGGUGAUACAGGAAAGCCUGGACCUGUGGGAUCUGCAGAGGCCAGAGGAAAAGCAGGAGAUCCUGGUCCAAAGGGCUUUCCUGGACCUGAGGGGCUGAGAGGAGAAUCUGGGCGGGAAGGGGAGCCAGGAGAGGCGGGUCCUGAUGGCUUGCCAGGAAUUAAAGGACCUCCAGGAUUACCAGGACCAGAGGGCGUCAUGGGUGAGCUGGGACUUCAGGGUCCUAUUGGACUUCCAGGAGCUCAGGGACAAAAAGGUAGAGCUGGGCCAGAGGGACGAGAUGGAGAGAAAGGUCAAAAGGGAGGAGACGGGAAAAGCGGACGUCCAGGGAAGGAUGGACGCUCUGGGAAGAGGGGAAAAAGAGGCAAAGCUGGAAAUAGAGGAAUCAGAGGAAGACAAGGAGAAAAGGGGAAGAUGGGAGAUGUGGGAGCGUUUGGUCCUCCAGGGAGACACGGCACAUACGGUGAAACUGGUUUACGUGGGAUAAAAGGCGACAUGGGUCGACCAGGCUUUAAGGGAGAACCCGGUGCUAUGGGACCACCUGGCCCUUUUGGUGGAGAAGGUUUAAAGGGAAUGCAAGGCACUUUUGGACAUCUGGGAGGAGCAGGUCAAAAGGGAGAGCAGGGAGAUAUCGGUCCGCCAGGUAGAAGAGGAACUCCGGGCCUUCCUGGACUGCCUGGAUUGUUUGGACAGAAGGGACUGAAGGGAUUUACAGGACUAUCGGGCCCUGCUGGAGUGAAAGGGGUACCUGGUCCACCAGGCCGACCUGGACCACCAGGAACCUCCCUGAACCUCACUCUGUCUCAGAUGAAGGAGCUGAUGUUCAUGUCAGAUAAGCCCAACUACCUCCUGGUCCAGACUGUGUUGGACUCCCUACAGAAGGAUCUGCGCUGGUUCAUUGACCCUCCAGAUGGCAGCAAAGAACACCCAGCGGCUACGUGUGUGGAGCUGUGGCUCGCUCACCCCAACUCCACUAACGGGAUAUAUUACGUUGAUCCUAACCUGGGAAGUCCAGCUGAUGCUUUCCAGGUUUUCUGUGACUUCACAGCAGAGCCAAAGACCUGUCUGUCUCCUCUCCAGCCUCAGGUUCCAGUGAAAGCAUGGCUGAAGGAUUCUGGCACCAACAUGUCAUUUCACUGGCUGAGCAGAGUAGAAGACGGCUUCCAGUUCGAGUAUCCAGGAGGAGCAGAUGUGGUGCAGAUGAGAUUUCUGCGUCUGAACAGCAGAUUCUCCUCUCAGACCAUCACUUACUCCUGUCAGCCAGGAAGCAGACAGAGCGGCGGAGAGAGGGAAGUCAAGUAUCUGGCAGACACACGGAGGCAGAGUUACCUGGGAGCGCUGCGAGACUGUGUUCAGUCAGAGCAGCUGGAUUCAGGCGACCAGGAAACAGUUUUUCUAUUUGAAAGUGAAGAUCUCCACCUGCUGCCUCUCAGGGACCUGGCAGUGUUUGGAAACAAAGACAUGACUCAGGAGUUUGGCUUCAGCGUAGGACCAGCAUGCUUCAGUUAGGAGUGCCCUCUGUGAUUGCAUCUGUGUGGUCGUCUGCAGCUACACAAAUCUAUUUCUGGCACUUUCGUACUGUCCUGUAUAGAAUGGCAUCAUUUUUUUAGAUGCCAAAUGUUUUGCGAGUGUACUGACCAGCUGGACUUGAGCUAUGUUGGUGCUCUCAGUGCAAAUUCUUGCUUCAGAAAGACUUGGCAAUCUUUUUAACCAACAGAAGUGAGGACAAAAGACACACAGUGAGCUGCAGAUUCUCCCGGAGAAAAACUUCCUGAACUUUUUUUCUCUGCACAGACUGAAUGUUGGCUUGUCCACUUUUGAGACCAGGGAUGUUUAGAAUCUGAAGCUCUUAACAUUUAACAUAUUUUGUACAUUUUGUUUUUGUGUUGUAACACCCUGCUUAUUUAUAUAAAUGCUCAACAUUCAUUGUCUUUUUAAAAUCUAAUUCAGGUGCAUAUUUGUCUUGAACAUUGUUUCCUCGUGAAAACACAUGGUGCUACAAGCUAAAUCUAAACACAAGUACCACAUGACUUUGCACAUGUAUUGAUUUUGCAAAUCCCCUGAUUGUGCAUGCAGGUAAACACGUGUGCUGAACUCCGGGCUGUCAGAGCACUAUUUCUUGGAAAGAACUCGGCUGACAUCGCUUAGCAAAUACGCUGAGUGCUCUGAAUGUUGCUUUUAAUCAGACGGAUGCUAACUCCUUCCAAAACAACCAAAUCUGUCUUUAUACCUGUUUUGGAAUAAGAACCCAUGAAAUAGGUUAGCUGUUAGUAUCUGUGUUUCUGGUGGCUGUUUAGUAACCAUUACAUUUGGGUCAUUUAGAAACGGCAUCACUAUGUCAUCGUUUCCUCGACCAUAGAGCACUCAGAACUCAGCUUUGCUUUUUAAGAUGUAUUUUUGUUUGGAUUUUAUUCAUUCAUUUGGAAAGGUUAGUGGAAAGAGUAGGACAUUGGGGAUGGUGGAUGACAUGCGGGAAAGGAACCGCAGGUCAGACUCAAACCCGGGCCUGAGGAACCAUGGAGGACCACAGCCUCCCUACAUGGGGAGCGACCUAAUCGCCAGGUCAUCGGCACCCCACAACCUUUCUUUUUAACUGCAAAAUGUAUCGCUCAGGACAUACUGUGGUCUUACUUUUUCAAUAACUGAGAUAAAAGAUCAUCUUCAAAAUGUUAAAAAGAACAGCAGCCAGUGUGUUGUUGUUGGAUCUUUAAACCUCAAAUAUUUCAAGGUUCAAGGUUUCUUUGUUAGAACAUAAGUAGGUAUAUUUGUUGUGCAGACCGGAGAUUCAGCAUUCCAAAGAUAAAAACAAUGGGUUUCGGUGUAACUUUGCGGAGUCAUAUCUCUGCAAAAUCCUUAUUUUUGGAAAAGGUAUUUUUUCAUUCCAGCUUAAAAAUGUGUCUGCUGCACUGGUCAAUGAAGUAUCUAAAACCGAUAUGGGUUUUUAAAAUCCUCUAUCAGUUGAGCUCUAGUUUACAAAAUUCUUACAUCAUGUUAAAUAUUAAGAUGGUCUCUUCAAUACCUACCUCAUGGUAAUGAAUCUCAAUGCUAAAAAAAACAAACUUUGAAACUAACGGAAUAAAUCUUUCAAAAUAUAAAAAAAGUUGAAUGUUUACAGUGCUCGCUCUGCCUCAUCUCAUCUAGAACUGCAGGGAAUUUUGAGCCCAUCAGCAAUAUGAACAAAGUAUGUAUUUUGUAUUUGUGAA